This is a messenger RNA of Scutellospora calospora, 725 nucleotides long. The record is from the annotation of a GenBank genome assembly. Lineage: Eukaryota; Fungi; Glomeromycota; Glomeromycetes; Diversisporales; Gigasporaceae.
AUCUUUACAAAUAUAUUCUGGUUCAAUUGGUGCCUACCUAAAUACUAAUGAACCUCCACAUUGGUUUCAUCGAUCCCUAAUUCCAGCUUCAGAAUGGCUAAAACAAAAUAAUUACCUUAUUAAACAAUACCAUUUCAAUUUAAUAACUACUCCACCUACACCUGUGUCUAUGUUUCCUAUCCCUUUGCCAUUAGCAAGACAAUCUCUUCAAACCAAUUCUUUUUCUAAUCUCCAUCAUAGCCGUCUUCCUGAUGAUACCCCACGCCCACCUGACCUUAUCGUUCCAAAUAUUCAAUUUCCCCAAGAAAUUCAUGACCAAGACUCUCAUCAUACUCGCUUAAUAGCCGCUUCAACUCCAAAUAGUGAUGGUUCAAAUCUUCCACUCCUUUUCAAUAACCCUGAUUUAGAAGCACUAAUCUUUUCUGAUCUUUUUUCUAAUGGUAAAGGUCAUUUUGAAAAUAUGAAAAAACGCUCAAAUCUUCAACCUUCAAUCGACUCUUAUGGUAAAUAUAUAAAAUUAAGAAUGUUGUGUCCUGACCCACGAUUUCGCCUACAUUGGUAUUGGCCACAUUGGUCCUAUUUAACUCUUGAAAAAAAAACCUCUUAUAACAAUCACUCUAUUAUUAAUGAAUCAAAAACUACAAUGAUCCCUUCUUAUCUUAGCACUGCUGCUCCUUUCUUUAAAAAAAAACAACAUCAAGUUAACACGAUGAUACAAGCCUAUG